AUGCGGGGUAUACAGAAGGCCAAGCACGCCACGGCAGUGUAUGAAAAGUUGAAAGCACUGAACAGACAAUUUGUAGAGAGCUAUACCACCCAAGGAGUCAUCCAUAACAAGUGGGUAUCCACGACCAAGAUCGACAUUGAUGAAAAGCUUAAGCAUACAGUGCUUCUUCGUCUUCACCAGGAGUAA
Messenger RNA from Plasmopara halstedii, 186 nucleotides. RefSeq lists its product as uncharacterized. The record is from RefSeq and is a predicted model, not a curated record. The coding region runs from base 1 to 186 and encodes 61 amino acids. NCBI's taxonomy places the organism in Eukaryota, Oomycota, Peronosporomycetes, Peronosporales, Peronosporaceae. The transcript has 2 exons.